This is a messenger RNA of Planococcus citri (citrus mealybug), 1418 nucleotides long. It is a transcript of the gene Der-1, whose product is annotated as derlin-1. The transcript has 6 exons. Gene Ontology annotation, molecular function: misfolded protein binding; ubiquitin-specific protease binding. Gene Ontology annotation, cellular component: Hrd1p ubiquitin ligase ERAD-L complex; endoplasmic reticulum membrane. The record is from RefSeq and is a predicted model, not a curated record. NCBI's taxonomy places the organism in Eukaryota, Metazoa, Arthropoda, Insecta, Hemiptera, Pseudococcidae. Bases 149 to 907 code for a protein of 252 amino acids. Gene Ontology annotation, biological process: endoplasmic reticulum unfolded protein response.
UUCCUCGAAAUUUUUCCUCUAUCAUCGUCAUUCUAUCAUAUAUUUUGAGUACAUUUUCACGACAAUUUUCAGUAUCGAGAAGAAAAUUGGUGAUAUUAUGAAUAGUAAAUUGAGUUUUCAUCAGUACCGGUGAUUAGUGAUCUUCGAAAUGAGUGAUAUAAGUGAUUGGUACAGUCGUGUGCCAUUUUUCACGAAAUGGUGGCUGACGUUAACUAUGGUUUUUUCUCUAGCUGGACGUUUGGGUCUAGUGAAGGCAUAUCAAAUGAUGUUAUUAUACAGUCCCCUUAUUAGCAACUUCGAAGUAUGGAGGCCGAUCACAGCUGUGUUUUUCUACCCUAUCAAUCAAGCCACCGGAUUUCACUUCUUGGUGAACUGUUACUUCUUGUAUAAUUAUUCCAUACGGUUAGAAAAAGGCGAAUUCGAUGGAAGGCCUGCCGAUUACUGUUACAUGCUGAUAAUCAACUGGUUGACAUGUACGUUGAUGGCUUUAGCAAUUGGAAUGCCUUUACUGAUGGAUUGUAUGGUAUUGAGUGUACUUUACGUCUGGUGCCAAUGUAACAAGGAGACUAUCGUCACGUUCUGGUUUGGUACUACUUUCAAAGCAAUGUAUUUACCUUGGGUUCUGUUUGUAUUCAAUUUCAUCAUCGUUGGAGGGGGUAUAUCUGAACUGAUUGGUAUCUUGUCUGGUCAUAUUUAUUAUUUCCUUAAGUUCACCUAUCCGCAAGAAAACGGUACGCAGUCCUUCCUCACAACGCCAUAUUUCUUGUUUAAUCUAUUUCCGAACCGUAGAAUAGCCGGAGGAUUCGGUGUACCUCCUCCCCGAAGUGCCGCCGCCACAGGAGAACAACCGUCUAGUGGAAGGCAUAAUUGGGGCAGAGGACGAGUACUCGGAGGCGAAGUGGAUUAAUUGAAAUUUCAACGCUUAUCAAAUUGUAUCUUCGGCACAUCCAUCGUUCUGUAAAUUUUUUACUAUCGAGUCGCAAGUGGAAUAACACGUUUUAGAUGUGAUACGAAUAAUUAUUUCCAACAACUUUAACGUUACCAUUUUCAAGGAGUAAAUUUGUACGUACAUUGUUGGGAGGUCUUUGAAAGAUAGACGAUCCUAUUGAAAAUGAAAUCGAAGUAGUUUUCGAUUUUUGGAUUUCUCCUCUUGUAAAUUUUAAAGUAUUGAUAGAAGUAAAAUAUCGCUUAAUUGAUACUCUUUGUAAUUUGUUUUCUGUUUGAAAUCGUUUUUUUUUUUAAAUGCUUACUCGUUACGCUGUUUUUUUCCUUAUUUUUCUUUCGAGUAACCGGGAGUUCUUUUGAGGGAAUUAUGUUGUAUAUAAUUUAAACGUAUGUUUUAUUUGUAUUUUUAAUGAUUUUAUUACAUUUAUUUUGAUCUCUGCGUGAAAAACAAAAUAAACCGUAACAAAAAUUUA